Messenger RNA from Dracunculus medinensis (Guinea worm), 474 nucleotides. The record is from the annotation of a GenBank genome assembly. NCBI's taxonomy places the organism in Eukaryota, Metazoa, Nematoda, Chromadorea, Rhabditida, Dracunculidae.
AUGCUGCCACUCUUGGGAGGUUUUGGCAACCAAAAUGCACUUCAGCCUCACUUCGAUCAACAACAUCCUUCAUUCCCUUCUUAUCCUACGGCACCACGUUCUUCUUACCAUGCUCCAUAUAAUCUACCUAAUAUGCAACCAGCACCCUUAACCCAAUGGCAAAAUGAGCCAGCAAAUAAUCCAAGAGGCCUGGAUCAUCCUUACAACAGAGAUUUACACUUAUCGCAAGCUGAUACACUAUAUGCAAUUCCCAGUAAAGCCGAUCCAUACAAUCAAGGACCAAAUUUUUUGCCAACUAAGAAUCUUAGCAGGAAUGACAUCGCAAAAGACUCAGUAACAACUGCUGAAAUGGAUCACGAAGCACCACAAACACCCACUCGAAUCGAUUUAAACCAACAACGAAAAGAUGUUAUCGAUGCUCAAAAGGCUGUGCUAUCCAAAUUGCGACGACGAAUCCGCAUUUUUUCGAAUUGA